CUUCUUGUGAAUAACUACUACGUACAUAAAAAUUGUCUGCCUUUCAAGAUGCCAACUUGGAAGAGAAAAAAUUAACUAAUCAAUAUUCUCCCAUAUUAACCUUUUUGUUGUUACAGAAGAGCAAAUACCUCCCAAAGACAUGACGAUUACAAGAGAUGGAAACAGAGUGAUCUCGCUAAUGGGUGAACCUCCCGUUAACUGUUCAGAAAGUGAACGGAAGCAAUAUAUUGAGAGUGCAAAUGAAUCCGCCCUCACACCGCUUUGCAAACACCCGUUAAAUCACUCAUGGACUUUGUGGUAUUACCAGAACAUAAGGUCAAAUUCCUGGUUGGAAAACCAGAAAAAGGUUUCUACGUUUUCUACGGUGGAAGAUUUUUGGUCCUUGUACAAUCACGUGGAACAGCCCUCCAGAAUUAAUUCCUCCAAUGACUACUCUGUAUUCAAGUCCAACAUCAAGCCCAUGUGGGAAGAUCCGGCCAAUAAGAAAGGUGGAAAAUGGACCUUGACCCUGGAUAAGCGCUUCAGGUAUCAGAUGCUGGACGAAUACUGGCGUGAGAUCCUGAUGGCCAUGAUUGGCGAAACCUUCGGAGACAAUGGAGACAUCGUGAAUGGUGCUGUGGUCAACGUGCGUAAUAGUAGGGAUAAAGUGUCAUUGUGGUUAGCAAAUGCCCAAAAUGAAACCAAUAUUUUGGCAAUUGGCCACUCACUCAAAGCCAGAUUGGGUCUGGGGAAUGCAUUCUCACUCUGCUUUGAGGCCCAUGAAGACAGCCAAGUGAAAAUUGGGUCCACAGCCAAGACUCGCUUUACGAUAUAAUAUAAAUCAUGUUUCCAGGCCCAAAGAAGGACAAUGCCAAAGUAUUCACCUCAGAAUAAUGAGUGCCAACCAAUUAUUUGAUGAAAUUACCAUUUUCAAGCGUUUUUCAGAAAAAAAAAUCAUCUCGUGACCAAUUUGUGUCUCUCGAAAAAUGAAGAAAUACUGGCCUCAACAGGUCGAAAGAACCUGA
Tigriopus californicus is the source of this 1004-nucleotide messenger RNA. Its product is annotated as eukaryotic translation initiation factor 4E-1A-like. Gene Ontology annotation, biological process: translational initiation. Gene Ontology annotation, cellular component: eukaryotic translation initiation factor 4F complex; cytoplasm. Gene Ontology annotation, molecular function: RNA 7-methylguanosine cap binding; translation initiation factor activity. Lineage: Eukaryota; Metazoa; Arthropoda; Copepoda; Harpacticoida; Harpacticidae. The transcript is spliced from 3 exons. The record is from RefSeq and is a predicted model, not a curated record. Bases 140 to 814 code for a protein of 224 amino acids.